UUGAAGGUUUUGGCGCGCACAUCAACUUCCGUCAUAAACCGCACAUGCGCAAUCUUUUGAAAGCAAGCAAAAUGGCGACUCCUGCUAAAGUCACCAAGCCGGAGGGAAAAAACAACCACGAAGCUGCAGAUGAACAAGCAGACAAAGAACAGCAAGAAGCUAUCGAGCAGAUAGAUGAAGUACAGAAUGAAAUAGACAGAUUGAAUGAACAAGCCAGUGAAGAGAUUCUUAAAGUAGAACAAAAGUACAAUAAACUACGACAACCAUACUUUCAGAAGAGAUCUGACCUCAUUGCAAAAAUUCCAAAUUUCUGGGUGACAGCUUUUGUAAAUCAUCCCCAAGUUUCAGCACUGCUGAAUGAAGAGGAUGAGGAAGCACUACAGUUUUUAACCAAAGUAGAAGUACAAGAAUUUGAAGAUAUAAAGUCAGGUUACAAAAUUAACUUUCACUUUGACAGUAAUCAGUACUUUGAAAACGAAGUAAUAUCAAAAGAGUUCCAUUUAAAUGACACAGGUGAACCUUCAUCGAAAUCAACUCCAAUAAAAUGGAAAGCUGGAAAGGAUCUCACAAAGAAAUCAAGUACACCAAGUAAAGGUGGCAGAAAAAGGAAUUUAGAAGAACAAGAAUCAUUUUUCUGUUGGUUUAGUGACCAUGGUGAUGCUGGUGCUGAUGAGUUAGGGGAAGUUAUCAAAGAUGAUAUCUGGCCUAAUCCAUUACAAUACUAUUUGGCUUCAGAAAUAGAGGAAGACGGUGGUGACGAUGAUUUAGAUGAAGAAGGAUUAAUGGACGAAGAGGAAGGGGAUGAGGAUGAUUUUGAGGAAGGAGAUGAUGAUGGUGAGGAUGAUGAAGGUGGAGAAGAUGAGGGAGAGGAUGAAGGAUGAGGAGUUCCGAAUGUAGUUGUUGUCAUUUUGUCAUUCAUCACCCACCAGUCGUUGUCAUCUGUCAUAUCACAUUAAAGAGACUACAGAGACCAAACAAUCAUUGUGUCCAUUAAAUUAUGAUGGUUUACAUUUUUACGAAAUGUUUUAGUUCAUUUUAGUAUACAUUGUGAAAUAAGUCCAUUCAUCAUGUUGUGUGAUGGAAGUUCUCCAAGAUCAUGUGAUUGGUUUAUGGAACAUCUUCAAAAUCUUACGGAACAACAAGAAAUUUUCACUACAUUCUUUUUUUUACAUUAUCUAUCAUAUCAUUUAAGGUUGCAGUAGAUAUUUAUCAUGUUUCUAUUCAGCCUUCUAAUUUUAUAAAUGUUAAUGAAUAAUUACAACACAUUUUUUUUUAUAGUUCUUCAUCAAUACAAGUGUCCCUCUUACAAUCUUUAGAUUGCCAUAGUAAUGUACAACUAUUAUUUUAUCCAUCACCAUAAUCAUGUCUCUUGGUCUUGUAUGUUGGUAAAAAAAAAAUACAUUAGAAAUAAUAAAUUAGGAAAUUUUAGUUCUAUUUAGUCAUUUAAAAUAAAACUUUAUCUUCGUUGCAAAACCAGCUUGACCAAUGAAACUUUAAGCAUGUUUUUUAUUUGUUUGCCUAAUGCAAAGUAGGGUUUAUAUUGUUAAAAAAUGUUUUUUGCUUUGAAAUCUGAAAUAUACAUUUUUGAUUGCAUGGAAUUGUUAUUUCAGUAAAAUAUCAUAUUAUGUGCAUUUCUAAAUAAAUAUCAAGUAUAAGUUAACAGUAAAAAAAUGGAAAGUUUAACCUUUCAUUUAAAGUGUACCAAAGAACACCAACUUCAGCUUAUUUUAAAAUAGAAUAGUGCUCCGAUACAUAAAUGAAAUGCCCAAAAUUCAAAAGAAUUGCCUUCAAGAAUAUAAAAACAGCCAGAAAUUGCUCUUGUUUUGAAAUAAUAAGGUUCAUGUUAACCAUGGCGUUAAAAAUAUAUUUCAAAGUAAAAAGUAAAAGGAAAAUUUUAUAGAUAAGAACUUACCUAAGGGUGAACAAACUACUGACAAGGCAUUGGAAAUAUUGUACUGUAUUGUUGAUCAUUUUAAUUUGUACAAACCGUUACUUAAUCAGGUAUCGAUAAACUUAUGUUAAAUGGUUUAUUAUAGUUAACUUGCUGUUAUACUUUUGUAACUGAAUAUAUCAACCAAAAACAAUGGAAAUCCAGGUUGUUAAAAAAAUUACAUUGUUGACUUUUGCUGCAUCAUGGGUUAAAACUAGUUUUAUUUGAAAUGUAACUCUCCAUUGUGGAAUGUGCAUUUUUGCUUACAAAAAAAAGUAUUUUGAAGUAUUUCUGUAAACUGAUAGCAUGAUAUUGAUGAAUAUUUCAGGUCCAAAUAUAAAUUCUGGAAACAA
Messenger RNA from Mytilus trossulus (common blue mussel), 2283 nucleotides. RefSeq names its product protein SET-like. The transcript is spliced from 8 exons. Gene Ontology annotation, cellular component: nucleus; chromatin. Gene Ontology annotation, molecular function: chromatin binding; histone binding. NCBI's taxonomy places the organism in Eukaryota, Metazoa, Mollusca, Bivalvia, Mytilida, Mytilidae. Gene Ontology annotation, biological process: nucleosome assembly. The coding region runs from base 45 to 881 and encodes 278 amino acids. The record is from RefSeq and is a predicted model, not a curated record.